AUGCCCAGUAAUGUUGAAGAGAAAACAUCACUAACUGUAAAAGACGAAGAGGAAUGCAAUAACCAUAGUGAUAAUAAUAUAGCUUUCGAGACUGACGGUAGUGAUGAUAGAACUAAAAACAUACUUAGUAUCAUCCCGAUUCAAAACACAUCUUUGACUAAUCCUAGAAGAAAGGGGAGGGGAAACAGUAAUAUGGCCGUAUCCAAACGUAAGCUAGAUUCCAUCUCAAAUUCAAGCUCAACUGAUACUAAGGAUGAUUCAGUUAGUAUUAGUAUUACUGAUAGUACUAGCGGUAAUUAUUCAAAAAGAAUUUCUCAAGCAUGUGAUAGAUGUAGAUCGAAAAAGACAAGGUGCGAUGGCAAAAGACCGCAAUGCUCUCAAUGUGCUAUUGUUGGUUUCGAAUGUAAAGUCAGUGAUAAAUUACAAAGGAAAUCAUACCCAAGAGGUUAUACUGAAACUUUAGAAGAAAAAAUUAGAGAAUUGCAAACUGAAAAUAAAAGAUUAUUAGCUAUUUAUAACUUAAAACAAAAUCAGUUAUCAGUUUCGUCAUCGUCAUCAUCAACGUCGCCGAAUAAAAAGGGAAAUGGUAAUGACUGUGCUGUACAAUCCAAUUCUACAUCAACCAGUGCUAUUAAUGAUACUAAUGAAAAUGGUAGUAACGAAACUGCUAUGAAGGAAAUUAUUCAAUCUCAACUUAUACCGUUAACAAAUAUUAAUAGUGUCCAUGACCCUAUCCAAAAUAAUGAUGAUAAUACUCAUACUGAUUGUUGCAAUCACACUAUAAAAACUAUCAAUCCCGAUAAUAAUAAUAAUUAUAGUACUCACACAACAAAUGGGAAACUGCAUAGGGAUACGAACGAUCAUCAUUUACAUCCAAAACCUGUAUCAACAAAUUCGAAUGGGCUUAAUUCAAUAUCAUUUGAACAAAACGAAGCACCUGGAUUAUCCACAGUGAAAGCAUUAAAAUCAAUGGUAAACGAUGAGAAAAAUACACAACUAGCAACUUUAGUGUCACUGGCAAUACCAAGAUCUACUGAAGAAAUAUUAUUUAUACCACAAAUUUUAGCCAAAGUUAGACAAAAUUUCGGUUUCACUUCAAAACAUUGUCUUUAUACUGUAUCAUUAUUAUCUUCAUUGAAAUCAUUUUUAUCAAAUUCUAAUAACUCUAUUUCUGCUGCUUCCGCAGAUAAUAAAAACUUAGAAACAUUGAAAAACACCAACUUAUGGAAAUUUAAUGCUUUAUUUCAAUUCUUCACAGCCUUUUUGAAAUUAGAUUUUUUAGAUUCUUCAUUGGAAAAACAAAACAAAGGCAAGAAGAAUGGCAAAGUUAAUAAUAAUAAUAAUAAUAGUGCAAACCAAGAUGGCAUUUCUCCAUUAUCAUCUUCUGAAAUUGAUGAAUUACUAAAAUUGUUUUUCCAAAAUUGGUCUGAUUUUGUAUUAAUGAUAAAUGAAAAAGAAUUCUACCAAUAUUACUCAGUAUUCAAAUCAGAUUUACAAAACAAUAACAUUUCGAAAAUGUCUUUAUCCACGUUAAUGAAUUAUAAAAUUUUUGGUUUAAUUAUACUUUUAUUUUGUCAAAUGGGUUUAUUAUCGAAAAUCAAACUAUCAAGUAAUAAUACAAAGAGUAAAAACUUUAAACAGCAAUAUCAUUUGAAAAAAGUGAUGAACUACUACCAUAAUUUAAUCAAUAAAUUAAUGUGGAACGAAUUUUUCAAAAUCUCAAACGUUACAUUACAAUCAUUGAAACUACUCUCGCUAAUACUUUUCUAUAAUUUACACAUGGGAAAUAUUUCCAACAUUUACGAAUUAAGGUCAAAAGUUAUCUCUAUGUCGCAACAGCUACGUUUACAUAGAUGUCCAAGUGCCGUUCUUUGUGGAUCUACUUUGAAAAUUCAUAAGUUAGAACAAAGUAAUAGAAGAUUACUAUUUUGGAAUAUUUACUAUCUAGACAUUUUUGCAUCAUUACAAUUAGGUGUACCAAGAUUACUAAAAGACCAUGAAAUCGAAUGUGCUUUACCAAUACCAAUGGAUACAGACUCAAAAAGUGACAAUCAAUCACAACGUUCCGCAGCAACAAAUGCAGAGAAUGAUGAUAAUAAAAUUAAACUGGAAGGUUGCGUCUCACAUUUGUCAUUAGUAAUAAUCAGGUAUUCACAAAUUGUAGGCAAUAUCUUAGAUAUGAUCUUUAAAAGAAAUAUGACCGAAUCUAUGACAAAAUCAAUUGCAUUGAUUCAUAUUCAUGCAUUAGAUGAUUGGAGAAAUACAUUACCCUCCAAUUUGAAAUUUGAUCUAAACGUGAAUGGUUCUAUCGAUCUAAGUUCAUUCAUUGAUCAACAAAAUUUGAAUGAGGAAGAACAACGAACUCAACAACAAAAAUUAUUAGUAAUAUUUUUAUAUUUUUUUGGCGUCAAUAUGAUUCAUAUGCCCGUUGUAGCAUCAAGACCAUUACCAUUAGUUGAAAAUGACUCGUUAAAUCAAAUACCUGAUAGAUCGUCCUCGUCAUACAUUGCGUUACAACAUGCAACGAAUACAAUGUUGAAUGUAUUGGAUCUAUUAAGCCCAACAUAUGUUCCGUUGCCGAUAAACAUGUCCAGAACAAUGGUAAGAUUUUCUAUGAUUAGUGCUUGUGGGAUGCUAGAUUUUAUUAAGGGAGGUUCCUUAUUCCUUGAAAAUAAGGCACUCUUAGCUCAAGUCGUGAAAAAUAUUGAAACUGAUAGAUUUUUGGAUUUACCUGGUGUAAUUUCAUGGCAUAGUUUGAAGUUGUUUGAUCUUACAUUAACAUUGUUUUUCCAAAAUACUAAUAUUAAGUUGGAAAAAUUAGAUAAGCUACUUGAAAAAAAAUCAAAUUAUUAUAAUAGAUUGAUGGGGAAACCAAUUGUUAGGAAUCCUGCUGAAAAGAAUUCAACUACGGUCCCAGCAAGUAUGUCUGCCGUUGAUGAAACUGAUUUACCUAGAGCUGAUAAGAAGAAAAAAGAUAUUGUUGAUACUGAGAAUGAAUAUGUUUCAAGUGUACCAGAUACGAAUAAUAUAGUAGUAAAGCAAACACCAGAGGAAUGGGAUACAAGUACAAAAACAAAUGUAAAGGACUCAACCCUUGCUCAUAAAUUAACUACGAUAGAACUUCCAAGUACUGACAAGAAAAAGAGGAAGCAAGAGCAGAUAAGUCCGGUUAACAAAAAAGCAAAAAAAGCGGAACAAGAAGUCUCGCAAACUCAAGUUGGAGUACCAAGAUCUUCAACGUCCUCAACCGCACAAAAUUCCAACUAUGCUAACAUUCAAAAUCAAUUUGCAGAUGCAUUACAAUUUGAUCCAAUUUUGAAUUCCAAUUCCUUUAAUUUCAGUAAUCUGGACCUCUCUAGUCUCUUCAAAACCGUAGACAAGGAUUCUCAAAAAACGAACAAUCUACAAGUACCGACACAAAAUUCAGAUCAACCUGUGGCUGCGAAUGGUAUUAGUACAACCGUUCCAACUACAAGCAUUCAAAGCUUUCCUACACCAAAAUCACUGAUUCAAAAUGAUCAAAUUUUACUUUCGAAAAUUCCAAGUUUUAAUGAUUUCUUUAAAGAUUAUUCCUAUGAUAGAACCUCUUCCUUAUUAGGCUUAUCAGGAUUGAAUAAUAACAAUAAUAAUAAUACUAAUAUUAAUAAUAUAAAUAAUAGUACGAGUAAUGAGAUUCAGAAACAAAAUUCAAGUGACACAGGAAAUCCAUCAAGGAAUACUCAGGCUCAGAUGAAUGAUUUCAAUGGGAAGUACCAACUUUUGAGUAGUCCUUCACAAUUACUGCCGAAGCAGGCUACAAACACUGUCUUCCUAAAUAAAGAUAAAGCAAACAAGAAUGAUAUUGGCAGUUUAUCCACAAUGAUGAUGUUAAUUAAUAAUGAAAUUCCAUUUUCGAGUGUAAAUUUAAGUGAGUUAUUGAAGCCUAGUGAAAGCAAGACUAGUAAUGAUAACGCCAGCAAUGGCAUAUCUGCCAACAGUCACAAUAGUUUAGAAUUCGGUAACACUUUGAAACUCAAUCAGAACGGUAAUAGCAACGUCACUACAAAUGGAACAAGUAUGAAUCAAGUAGAAAUUCCAUCAACUUUAAUUGCAGAUUCUCUUACCGACACACCAAUUCCUGAUUAUAAUUAUUUUGUUGAUGCUUCAUUAGGUUUGGCUCCAUUAUUGGAAACGCAGCGAAGACACAAUUCUUUCCCAGAGACAAGUCAACCGUUGGUGAAUACGUCUAAUGCUAUGAAUUUAGGGAAUGCUAGUUUGUCGUCGACUGCCAAUAAUAACAAUACUAUGCCAUCAAUUGCAAAUAAUGUUGGUUAUAAUAAUCCGCCAUUAUUAUCAUCGUCAAAACAAAAACCAAGGCAUCUACCAACUAAUGAUACAGGUGAUAUAUUAAAUUUUAACGGUGAUCUAUCAAAUCUGAAUUUUAGAAGAGAUGUUAGACGUAAGAGAGAAAACUUGGAAGAUUUAUUUAGCUGGCAAAAUUCCAGAUAG
Naumovozyma dairenensis CBS 421 is the source of this 4488-nucleotide messenger RNA. It is a transcript of the gene CAT8, whose product is annotated as DNA-binding transcription factor CAT8. Gene Ontology annotation, biological process: regulation of DNA-templated transcription; DNA-templated transcription. Lineage: Eukaryota; Fungi; Ascomycota; Saccharomycetes; Saccharomycetales; Saccharomycetaceae. The coding region runs from base 1 to 4488 and encodes 1495 amino acids. Gene Ontology annotation, molecular function: DNA binding; zinc ion binding; DNA-binding transcription factor activity, RNA polymerase II-specific. The record is from RefSeq and is a predicted model, not a curated record. The transcript has a single exon.